Messenger RNA from Necator americanus (New World hookworm), 885 nucleotides. RefSeq lists its product as uncharacterized. The transcript is spliced from 10 exons. Gene Ontology annotation, molecular function: ubiquitin protein ligase activity. The coding region runs from base 1 to 885 and encodes 294 amino acids. The record is from RefSeq and is a predicted model, not a curated record. Lineage: Eukaryota; Metazoa; Nematoda; Chromadorea; Rhabditida; Ancylostomatidae.
AUGUUUGUACUUCUCGUACUGCUGUUGGAGUUAGUCGAUACCGUAGUGAUGGUGAGCGAACUCACUAGUGGAACAAUAGUCGAAGGAUUCAGCAAUGAGGCCCUUGCCUUGUUCACUGUUCUUAUUGCUAGCUUUGUAGCAUGUACAGUUAACUACUUCGUAAGAGGUAACAGGAUCGUCCAAAUACAUCCGGAUCUGGCGGGAGACGUUCAGGGAUUUCGGGAAUCAUUUGUUAGAGGUCAAAGUGGUCGUGUUAACGAAACUCAAAGGAUAGCUGCACAAGGUCACGAUGGUGAUCGUACUUGCCCAAUUUGUUACGGAACUGCCAUGUACGCAGUGCUUACGAACUGCGGACACAUGUUUUGCUGUCAGUGCAUAAUGGGCUACUGGAGGCAUUCUGCGUCAUUGAUUUCACCAGUAAGAUGCGCUAUUUGUCGAACAGAGGUUACAGUGUUGCUCCCUUUGAAUUGGCCUCAUGAUGAUGAUGACAAUCAACUUAGAGAGAACAAUAUUGGCCUUAACGACUAUAACAGAAGAUUUUCCGGGGAUCGGCCUUGGCUGGAAUACUUAUGGGACCUGCCAGUUUUAAUUCCGUACAUCAUACGAAAUUUGUUUGACUUCAAUGGAUUGAUGCUCAUGUUCAGGCUGCGUAUAUUUUUCAUAGCAAUUGGAAUAAUUGCAUAUGUUCUUUCUCCUUUCGAUAUUAUACCAGAGUCUGCCUAUGGAUUCAUGGGACUUAUGGAUGAUAUAUUCGUUGCCGUUUUACUACUUGUAUAUAUUGCCAUAGCAGUUCGUCAUUUUAUGGCUCGAAGGGAGAAUACUACGAAUGCUACGGCUUUAUGCCGUUUACUGUCCAGUGAUGAGGAUAUCCGUAUAGCGAACUAA